Molecule: messenger RNA, 829 nt
Organism: Triticum dicoccoides
Lineage: Eukaryota; Viridiplantae; Streptophyta; Magnoliopsida; Poales; Poaceae
Product: acyl-coenzyme A thioesterase 13-like
Exons: 3
Coding region: 109-621 (170 amino acids)
Molecular function (GO): fatty acyl-CoA hydrolase activity
Source: RefSeq, a predicted model, not a curated record
CAGCGACCUUGCGAGGACAGAGUUGCUCUCAGUUCCCCUUUCUCGCCAGCGACUCGCGAACCGCAACAAUCAGCUAGCACCGCGCCGGAACUCGAGCAGCAGGCGAAGAUGGCACCCCAGCCGGAGGAGGCGCCCAAGCCUUCGCCGGGGGAGUCUCGCGAGUGGACGCUGCGGUUCAUCCAGGCCCUGGGAGUGGACGCGUCCCUCCCGGCGUCGGCGGAGCGUCCCGACGCCUACUCCGCCCUCGUCCGCGCGCUCCUGUCCUCCGCCACCGUCUCCUCCUCCCCCGCGCCGCGCGUCUCCUGCACCCUCACCGUCUCAUCCGCCGCAACUAACGCCUACAACACGCUCCACGGCGGCGCGGUGGCGGCCGUCGCGGAGGCCGUCGGGAUGGCGUGCGCGCGUGCUGCGGCGGGGGAUAAGGAGAUGUUCCUCGGCGAGCUCAGCACAGCGUAUCUCUCAGCCGCCCGCCUCGAUUCUGAAGUGGAAGUAGAAGCGCAGAUACUGAGGAAGGGCAGAUCUGUUGUGGUUACUACAGUUGAGUUUCGGCUCAAGGACAGCAAGAAGCUCUGCUACACAUCUCGAGCCACCUUCUACAUCAUGCCUGUGGCAAGCCUGUAAAAUCAUCUCUUACGGUACAUGUAACAGUUUCGUAUUUGCACAAUCAAAGCUUUACAUGAGCAUACCGUGCUAUUGCACCGAUAAAUAAAGUAAAGACCAAAUGGCAAUUUACCACAAGAGAGUUUGAGAUUUUUUUCCCAAUGAAACAUGAACUGCAAUAAGGUGUUCAAACUACAAAUAUACUACUCGUUUAUCUGUUUGAUGCUUC